AUGUCUCCCAGCUCAAAUGUGAUGCCGCCGCUCAGUCUCCCUCGCCCUGUACACGUUGUGCAAGGACCGGUCGGAACUGCUCGAUCGACCCUGCCUUUCGCCGGAUCUCUCAAAAGAGGUAACCAGGUCUUACACAAAGGCCGAUCGAGAUUACAGUCUACUAACAAGCUCUUCGUACCACAUAGCCAUCUUCUUGCCCUAGAACGACAGCUCCAAAGCACGCGGGAUGAGUUGGAACGGUACAAGGAAGCAGCCCUGGGUCCAUCUGAAGAGCUGAGUCCGAGAACCCUGUCAAACGGCCUGGCCCAUGAACAUCCCUACAUCACAGAGCAGAUCCUGGAGACGGUCAAAGUCGGUCCCAGUGAAAUCCUUACCUUGAUCAAUCAAUACUACACCAUCUAUGACCCGCAAUUCCCCAUUCUCCCAAAGAAGGAAACUUUUCUUGCUCAUUACAACGCAAAUACAUUGUUACUCUGGACAAUGCUUGCCAUUGCUUCAGGGAGCUCGGCUCAGAUGUCGCCACUGUUUAAUUCUCUGGUUGACCCGGUCCGCCGCUUGGCCGGUGAUCUAUACAGCCACCAGAGCCGUGGUUUAGAAGCCGUGCAGGCUUUGCUGCUUCUCUGCGCAUGGCCCUUCCCGUAUGCACAGACAGUCAACGAUCCCUCUCCGAUGUAUGCAUCAUUAGCAACGAACAUAGCAUAUCAGAUUGGUCUGCACCGACCGUCGUUUCGCUCCGACUUCGAAUACAAUGUUUCAACCCUGGACGAGACUUUGGAACAAGCCCGGCAAAAAGCUUGGUAUGGCUGCUUUAUUAUCAACCACACAGUUACAAUGAGAUUAGGGGUGCCUUCGAUAGUUAGGUUGAACCAUUCUAUUGUGUCAGAAAUCGCACAAGGAUCGUCAUCACACCUGCCGCCGAUUUUGCAUAACUUAUUGCACAUUGCCUUCCUCAGCGAAAAGACGAAUUCGGUCCUUGGUGACGACGUAUCGAUCCCUUCUGGACUCUUGCCUCAGCCUUUGAGACUGUUGCAACUCUUCGACCGCGACUUUCAAUCCAUCCGAAAAGUGCUGGAAAACACAAUGUCAAAGCAAGACAGGAUCUUCUUCUUGUCGUCACAACUGCAUCUUUAUUCCUUCGCAUUGAACAGUUACAGUGCCAGCACUCCUUCGCACGAGGCCACCGCCCCGGACAUCGAGAAAGAGGAAUUCGUGGCCAAAGCCAUGCAGGUGAUCGUCGAUUUAUUACUCCUUGCCCAGCAUGAUGACCAAGGUCAGAGCAAGGUGUGGCCUGCUUUCAUCAAACAAUGCAUCAUUUAUGCAGCUAGUCUUGGGGUCGCAGCCAUAGGCAUGUCUGAGCACUCAGAGAGUGGCCAGCGGACUUCACUGGUGGAGGCAUGCCGAGCAGGUAACAGUCUUAUUCAAUCUUGGUCGUUAUUCAACAAAGACCACUACUCGCGCAUGUCAACCCAUGUCUCCAAUCUCCUUGAUUAUGUCGAAAUUGGGUCCUCCACCGGCAUCCUGUGGCCCGAGCUACAGCAUAAGCAUGCCAAUACGUCCUUUCUCAGGCCACCAAUCGAAUCUCGGAUGUCCCUCAAUAUGCUAUACAAUACUAUCUGGCGCGCCAAACGUCUCUAUUCGGGCUCCCGAAGUAUGGUAUCUGCACUGAGAGAACAAAGGCAUGGUGUCGCAGCAUCCCCCGCUGAGCCCUCAACCGAACUUCGAGACCAUGACUUCAUGCAGAUGCGCACACCGACAUUUGAUGAUUUUGGCCUGAUGAACGAGUUUGCAGACCCUCAGGGUUUUGACAUAUUCGCAGAUUGGCAAGAUCUACUCGGUAAUUCGACAUGA
Capronia epimyces CBS 606.96 is the source of this 1848-nucleotide messenger RNA. RefSeq lists its product as uncharacterized. Gene Ontology annotation, molecular function: zinc ion binding; transcription cis-regulatory region binding; DNA-binding transcription factor activity, RNA polymerase II-specific. Gene Ontology annotation, cellular component: nucleus. The record is from RefSeq and is a predicted model, not a curated record. The transcript is spliced from 3 exons. Bases 1 to 1848 code for a protein of 615 amino acids. NCBI's taxonomy places the organism in Eukaryota, Fungi, Ascomycota, Eurotiomycetes, Chaetothyriales, Herpotrichiellaceae. Gene Ontology annotation, biological process: regulation of DNA-templated transcription; DNA-templated transcription.